Molecule: messenger RNA, 2701 nt
Organism: Amoebophrya sp. A25
Lineage: Eukaryota; Dinophyceae; Syndiniales; Amoebophryaceae
Source: the annotation of a GenBank genome assembly
CGCGUUGCUUUUAUCCGGAUGGGCUGGCACUUUUUUUGAAGGCGUCUUCUUUUACGAUGAAGACCCUCUUGCAGAUGUCUUUUUCGCCAUUCCUUUUAGUAGCUCAAGGUCUUCUGUUUGCGCUUCUUUCAACUUGUUCUCGGGUGGCGAGGACCUCCACCGCGGGAAAACUGGUGCUUCUGUCGUGACAACAAGAAUGGGUGUGAACAAUGAUCCUGGGCAACAACAUCAACAUGGAAGCACAUCACCUCCACCAAAUAUUAUGUUGUUGUCCAAAAGUCCUUGGUCUUGGUCAGGAGCGUCAGCAACAUGGGAGAGAACCGGGACGGACGAGAGAAGAUCCAACGAGGCAGAUGCAUGUGGUAAAACCUCAAGGACCACACCACUACGGUUAUCCAGCGCGAGUCACGGAUGUGGAGGGACGGAAGGACAAGGAGAUCAUACAGGUAAUAUGCCACCAAAGAGACUCGGAGCCUCCGUGCCACUGCCGUCUUCAGUUUCAGAGUUCCGCAACCAGCCUGAUUGUCCACUAUCAGCAGACGAGCGCAUGGAUGUGACCACUUCGACAUUCCGUGUACGGUUUCCCGCCUCUACUCCAGCUAGCUGCCGCAGCGACGAGAGUCCGAACUAUUCUGCCUGCACUACCCCUUGCGGAGAGUUGAAUACUCACACACCGCAAAUAGAACAAGACGAAGACGGAGUCCUGAACAAUCAUAUUAGCUUCGUGUCUUUGCGUAAAGGGUUGUGGCGUUUCUUUAACCUUCUCGAAGAGGAGUCUGCUUCUGUUGCUGUCGGCUCCGAUCAACAGACUGAGAUGGCGAUGGGAGAUCUCCAUAGAGAAAGUGAAGUGGAACUUGAAGUUGGUCCCCAACCGCCGAGCUCUCCUCAAGGAGGAAUCGAAUGCACACCGCGAUCGACGCCGUUUUCUGCCGCAUGGACGACAGGUGUGCAAGUUACAGAAGAUGGUGCUAGAAGGAAUAGGUUGUCUCCAUCGUCGAAGGAAGGCGCAUUGUUCUACCCGCAAGAUCCAUCUUCAAGAAAGGUUUUCGCAGAACAUCCAGAAGUUGCUGGUGAGCAUCAAAAUCGUUCUGAUCGUGAGUGGACUGGAAUAAACCGCGUUGCUGGAAAAGAGGACGGAAGCGCACGUUGUGGUCCUCCCUCUGAUAGAUCACGACCGAGUCAUACUGACCAAUGUCAACAGCAUGCAGUUCCUGGACUUUCUGGUGAAAAGGGAAAUGGUGCUUCUUGGAGCGAGAAUGUUCAUGAGCGUGUAUGCCCAGGGCAACACGAGGUAAACGAUGCCAACUCCGUAGUGGUCAACACCGAAGAGUCUGCCGAAGAUCUUGGACGGUUUCAGGUUCGGUCUGUGACAGUGAAGACCCCAAAGCGGACGCGUCGCGAGUGGCUUUUGGCUCUUGGACUACGGCGCGUUUUCUCCAAAGGCCCCCUAGGCGCCUUGUUGCAGCUAUCAACUAGGCGAAGCUCCUCGUCCACAUCUGCGAGUGGCGGAGCAUCGAAAAGAGCAGCGAGCAAAGAGCCACGAAUGUCAGAGGGAGCUGCGAAUGAUGGACCAAGCGGUGGUGCUGCGAGGGAAGAAGCAGAUGUUGACCCCAGUAGAAGUGCAACUUCUAGUACAAUCACAUCACGUGGCCCUGAAGUACACCAUCGUACUAGAAGCAUUAGCAAAGAAACCCAAAGCAGUAAUCGACCUCCUAGUUCUAGUAUGAAAACAAGAAAUGAUGAAGACCUGGGUCAACACCAUGGAGAUGAUGAUUUGAUAAAGGACACCUUUGUGGUGCCGUUAUCAACGGAGACCCGAACGACUACUACGACAUCUUGGACGACAACGACAACUAUUGCUUGGUUUGAGGCUGAAAAACGGCAGGUGAAUGUCAGUACCUUGCAACGGGCAAGGAGUGAUUACGACCUUUCAGCGCAAUUCGUCGGGGAAGAAGAUGGAGAAUUGCGGUUGGUUCAAGUCGCUUGUGAUAUGGAGAGGAGUCAUGAUGCUACUGGUGGUCGUGAACAUCGACUAGAUGACGGUUGUAUCAGGGAACGAGCUAAUCCUGCGUUGCCAGAUGAUCGCGUAUUUCAUGUUCACCUACUAGGCGAAGGUCUUACUGGCGGGCGAGCCUCCUCAGGUGAAAGACAAAGGGAUGAUGGAUAUCAUGGUCCUGGUGUGACUUCUUCUGCGGUGUGUGCUGCUUCGUUGGAACCAACUGCAAAUGGUCGAGGUGUAAGAACUUCGCAUGAUGUAAAUCUUGACUCUGAGGCCCGCACGACGAGGCGCCCGUCAAAGAGGUCAGCUUCAAAGAACAGUGCGCCAAGAGGGCGGAAAGGGCGUAGUACAGGCCGCCCAGGUUCGGGAAGAAGGCGCGGAGGUCGCAGUGACAGUGGUCCUCUCGAUGAUGGUAACCUCCUCUCUGAUCGAAGGUCACAGGAGCAUAGUGAAGGAGACGAGCAGCAGCAUAGCGUAGAAGUGAGCAAAGAAUGGACAGGUGCAAGUACGCGAGGGAUCGGAAAGUACACUACAGCGAACAACAAAGAGACACGAACAGGAACGGAUAGGGACAGAAGUAGGCAGCGUCCACCGAGACCUCGCGCGCAUCACCGCUCCUUAUCUAAAGGACCUGCCAGUGCCACCCCAUCAGUGAGUAGACCGAGAGGCGCGCCUGGGCCUCCACCAGCAGCAACAGCGCAU